CUCCAGUAAAAGUCAAAAAAAUGGAUCCAUUUAUAAUUUUCUGUCAAUUGGAUUAGUGGAUCAUCCAAUUCGAAGUGAUAACAAAAUACAUAGGUUAUUAGAAGGAGAUCUAUGAAACAUAUACAAUAAGUAUACCAUUUAAUUGUCUUAUUUCCUUUAUGGGGAAAUAAGACAAUUAAAGAACCUCCGACUAUUGGCAAAACUACAAUUGUUGUUAACCAAGGAAAAUAAUUCGUGAUAAAAAUAAGAUAUACUUAGACUACAAAAACCCGGGCUCAAAAUAUUUUUUUAUUUUGAGCCCGGAUUUUUGCCAGUAAAAAAAAAGUACUUGUAUGCGGUUCUUUUUGAAACGUAUCAAUAAGUUAGACCCAUGCUUCGAGUUGUUUCAUGCCAUAAAUAAACUCUAACACUUAAGAAAUCCGUCGGAUAGGCGGAUUCACACCUCUUACAACCAACACAGUCCUCUGUUCUUGGGGCAGAAGCAAUUUGUUUAGCUUUACAUCCGUCCCAAGGUAUCAUUUCUAAUACAUCUGUUGGGCAGGCUCGUACACAUUGAGUACAUCCUAUACAUGUAUCAUAAAUCUUUACUGAAUGUGACAUUGGAUCAUAAUCCUUGAACAUCAAAAAUUCAACAAUUUCAAUCUAGUAAAUGGGUAAACCAAUUCUAUAUAGGAUAUAUAUAUAUCUAUAUUAUAUACCAGAUGAAUCAAUGAUUUAUAAGAAUUUUGCUACUAAAAAUAGGUUUAUAGAAAAUCGCAUAGUAUUGUUAGAUUCAUUAGGAUAUAAACAAGCAGUUUUUUUAGUGCCAAAAUGAAUAAUACCAAAAACAAGAUGUUUUAUAUUUUUUAUAUUUUGAUUAACGCGAUGUAGAUAUCUCUUCCGGAUAAAAAAAGAAGUGAUUUCAUUCUUUUUGAUUCUUAGUAAAACUAAUAAAAAAAUUUCGUUUUUUCUUUUAAGUUUUACUUGUUUCUUCCCCCAUAAAGAUAUUGAAUAGAAUGAACUAUUUUUUUUUCCAUUAAAAUUCAAAAAAUGAACGUCUAAAUAUCCUUCAAAAACAAGUAAAUAAAUUCGAAACAUAUAAAAUGCACGACUUUUCAAAGUUCGAUGAACAGUCUCUUCCAACCCUUUUUGAGAAGGUUCGUCCUCGUCUUUUUCGACGAUAUCUUAGUUUACAGCCGAUCAUGGGGGGAGCAUCUGAAGCAUGUGGAGACGGUGUUGUCCGUCCUGGAGCGUGAUGGCUGGGUGGCAAAUAAGGGGAAGUGUGAGUUUGGGUAGACUAAAGUAAGGUACUUGGGCCAUGUGAUUUCGCAAAAAGGGGUCGAAAUGGAUGCGGAAAAGGUAUCGGCAGUAAAGGAGUGGGAGAGACCGAAAACUCUGAAGGGGCUGAGAGGGUUCUUGGGGCUAAUGGGGUAUUACCGGAAGUUCGUAAAAGACUACGGCAAGAUCGCCAAACCGUUAACGGAGUUGUUAAAAAAAGGGGGAUUCGUUUGGAACGAUAAGGCAGAGGAGGCAUGGGAAAAUCUGAAGGAAGCAAUGACGACGGCGCCCGUGUUAUCCUUGCCAGAUUUUCGGCAGCCGUUCCAUAUUGAAUGUGAUGCAUCUGGUCGAGGAGUCGGAGCGGUGCUGAUGCAGAAUAAGAAACCUAUCGCCUACUUCAGCAAGGCGUUGUCGGAGAGGACGCUAAGUAAGUCAAUUUACGAGAAGGAAUUAAUGGCGCUGGUGAUGGCCAUUCAACACUGGAGGCCAUAUCUUCUGGGUCAGCGAUUUGUGGUUCACACCGAUCAGAAAAGUCUAAGACACUUGCUUGAACAGCGCAUCACUACCCAAAACCAACAAAAUUGGAUUGCAAAGCUGAUGGGGUACGAUUUUGAGAUCGUAUAUAAGGCGGGUACGUUGAAUCAGGUAGCUGAUGCUUUGUCGAGAAAAAAAGAAGAGGAAGGCACGGAGGAGGGGGAACUCAGGGUGGUGGCUAGACCGUACUGGCAAGAUUUUGAAGAAGUAACCAGGGAAGUGGCAGCGGAUCCGAUUUUGCAGAAAGUGGUGGAAGAAAUCAAAGCAGACCCGAACACCCAUCCUGCGUAUUCUCUGGAGAAUGAAAGGCUUCAUUACAAGGGCCGGCUGGUGUUGUCAGCCAAAUCUUCGUGGAUUGCCACAUUAAUAGCAGAAUUUCACGUAACGCAGGCAGGAGGCCAUUCCGGAGUUUAUCGAACCUACCGGAGAAUCGCUCAAUCCCUAUUUUGGAGGGGGAUAAAGAAAGACGUGACCGAGUUCGUAGCACGAUGUAGUGUAUGUCAGCAACACAAAUAUCUGUCUUCUUCUCCUCAGGGGUUAUUGCAGCCAUUGCCGAUUCCAAACGCGGUGUGGGAAGAUUUGAGCUUAGAUUUCAUUGUAAGGCUACCCAAAUCCAGAGGGCAUGAUGCGAUAUUAGUUGUGGUGGAUCGUUUGAGUAAGUACGCCCAUUUUCUGCCCUUAAAACAUCCUUACACAGCCCGAACGGUUGCUGAGGUUUUCACGCGGGAGAUUGUUCGGUUACAUGGGAUUCCUCAGUCGGUGGUAAGUGACCGAGACCCCUUGUUUCUUAGUCUUUUUUGGAAAGAACUCUUUAAGGGAUUGGGGACGAAGCUGAAAAUGAGUACGGCUUACCAUCCCGAGACGGACGGCCAAACUGAAGUCGUGAACAGGGUGCUAGAAGGAUACCUCCGAUGUUUUUGUUCGGAGCAACCAGCAGGAUGGAUGGCGGUCUUACCUUGGGCUGAGUAUUGGUAUAAUACCAACUAUCAAGGAGCUAUAAAGUGCACCCCAUUUGAGACAGUCUAUGGGAGGCAACCUCCCUCGUUGCAUAGAUACAUUCCGGGAGAAACUUUAGUUGAGGCAGUGAGUCAAGAGCUUUUGACCCGUGAUGAGGCUUUGAGACAGUUGAAAUUUCAUUUGGAGAAGGCACAAGAACAGAUGAUAAGGCAAGCGAACAAGAAAAGGAAACCAACGAAUUUUGAAGUGGGAGAUUGGGUUUAUCUAAGGAUAAGACCCCAUAGGCAGACUUCAAUGCCAACUAGGCUGCACCCAAAAUUGUCGGCGAGGUACUUUGGGCCGUUCCAGAUCAGUCAGAGAGUAGGGGAGGUAGCUUACAAGUUGCAGUUACCAGAUACAGCGCGGAUCCAUCCCGUUUUUCACGUAUCCCAAUUAAAAAAGGCUAUAGGGGAGCGAAGGGUAGAAAAGGAAUUACCGCGAGAAUUGCAAGCAGAAGGGCCGUCUUUCUGGCCAGUGGGAGUUUUGGGGAGAAGGCAAGCUCAACAGGGAAAGAAGACAGUGCCACAAUUGCUGAUUGAGUGGCAGGAAGGAGGUUCGGAUGGGGCAACUUGGGAGGAUGAGGCAACUAUCAGAGAACAAUAUCCUGACUUCAACCUUGGGGACAAGGUUGAAUUUCAGGCGGAGGGUAUUGAUAGACCUGAAAGGAAUAAGGGGAAGUGGAUAGUGUACGAGAGAAGGAAGAGGCACAACUGAUGCGAUUAACUAACUAACGGUCUGGCACUUAACUGCCUUUAGCAGUUAAGUGAGGAGGGAAACCAUUAUAAAUAGGAGAGUUAGUGUAGGAGGGGGGACUUUUGGUUAAUUGUUUGUUAAACAGGUUCUGUCCUGGGGAGAGGGUUAGGCCUCUAUUGUUCAUUGUAUAGAGAUAUUCUUUUGUGAAUAAAAGAGAUCUUUCUUCAUUACCUGGUGUUUUUGGUGUGAGUUUGGAGUAUUGAUUAGGUUCGUUGUGGAGGAUUCUAUCAAUAUAGGUAUUGGUUAUUAAAUUAAAUUAUUCAUAAUCAUUUAAUAUAUAGAUUUGUGUCCUACAUUUUGGAGACUACACGUGUUGAAGAGUCUGCGUCGUGUUCAGUGUUUAUGCCAGAAUUUGUGCUACGUAGGUUACAGCUGAAUUAGCCUUAGGACAGUUGUUGCUUUACUGCUUUGUAACUGACUUGUAAUGGACUAGCAUUCUGUACUAAUGCCCAAGAUGGCAGCCGUAGGUCGAUAGACCUAAUGAUAAGCAAUAAGUUGCAACUUUUAAACCUUGUAAUUAAUGGGAUGAGAAUAUAUAAUGCAUGAUAGAUUUUGGGACACUUUUUUUCUCGUUGUAUUGUUAUGGAAGCAUUAGUUUUGUUUUUUUUUUUCUGUUAAAUUUCUAUAAUUCUAUUGUGUCAGUUUGGUGUUUCUGGACCAUCAUGAUCACUUCAGCUUAAAUUAUCCAUGUAUGCAGGGGCAUUGACCUUUUGCUUAUACUAAUGAUUUCAAGUUACUUCAAGAUUUUUCUUGUCGCCAUGAUGGUCUGGGAGUUUCCAUCUUCAGUGAUCGUCAUCAUCGAAUUAUUCUGUUUAUCAUCGAAUGCUGUUGCAUUGAAAG
Molecule: messenger RNA, 4380 nt
Organism: Vigna angularis (adzuki bean)
Lineage: Eukaryota; Viridiplantae; Streptophyta; Magnoliopsida; Fabales; Fabaceae
Product: protein ARV 2
Exons: 2
Coding region: 1324-3501 (725 amino acids)
Biological process (GO): regulation of plasma membrane sterol distribution; intracellular sterol transport; DNA integration
Cellular component (GO): Golgi apparatus; cortical endoplasmic reticulum
Molecular function (GO): nucleic acid binding
Source: RefSeq, a predicted model, not a curated record